Sclerotinia trifoliorum is the source of this 1505-nucleotide messenger RNA. The record is from the annotation of a GenBank genome assembly. Lineage: Eukaryota; Fungi; Ascomycota; Leotiomycetes; Helotiales; Sclerotiniaceae.
CAUUAUUUUUGAUGAAUCUGCUAUGACUUCACUAUCUGUUUUUAUUAUUUAAUGCUCAUACAUCAAAAUGAUAGAUUUCGUUCUCUCCUGGAUCUCCCCUUGACUUUAUUGCUCGUGUCUUACCGAUAGUGAUUGGUGCGAUAUUCCGUUUCAGAGAUAUCACAAGCAUCAGUCAGCUCACUCACGCCCGUCAAAAUGUCUACCCGUCAACGAAGACCGUCAACUUCAUCAACCACAGAACUUCUUUCCGAAACGGCUAAAAACAUCGAAAGGAAAGUCGAGCGAGCCCUUACGGUACUUUGGGAUGAUCUUCCUUCCUGGCAACAAGACAAUCACUACAUCAAGUCUGGCUACCGCCCCGCAACAUCAUCUUUCCACAAGUCAUUCGCAUCCCUUGGUUACAUCCACAAUGAAUCAGUCAAUAUCUAUUCACACUUAAUUGGAGCCGUAGUAUUUACACUUUCAGGUUAUUUCUUAUAUGCGACCAUCAAACCUAGGUAUGCAUCUGCAGAGACAGCUGAUGUUCUAGCAUUCAGUUGCUUUUUUGCAGGAGCUGCAUUAUGUCUUGGGAUGUCAGGGACUUAUCAUACCAUUUCUAAUCAUUCUCCAACCGUUGCUAAGUUUGGCAAUAAGUUAGAUUACUUAGGGAUUGUUUUUCUUAUCACCGGAAGUGUCAUUCCUGGGAUCUAUUAUGGAUUGUACUGUCAUCCACAUUUGUUCGAAUUCUACUCCACAGUCGUAAGUCUAUUCUACAUACUAGUGCAUUCAAUUACCCAUUGCUCAUAUGUUUCUAGACGGGUGUACUUGGGGGUUUCUGUGCAGUUGUUGUCAUGCUUGAGAGGUUCAGAACUCCUACUUGGAGACCCUAUCGAGCGGGUAUCUUCGUGGCUCUAGCACUUUGCGGGGCUGUCAUUCCAAUACUGCAUGGGAUAGAACUAUAUGGAUUCCAUGAAAUGCGUGAACGGGCCGGCUUGACAUGGUUGCUACUCGAAGGCUUUCUUUAUAUUCUUGGUGCUUCACUAUACGCAGUAAGUUUCUAAAGCCAUCUCCUAGGACGGUUGUCUGAUUGCUAUUAGGCUCGAUGGCCUGAAAGGACAUCACCGGGUUCUUAUGAUAUUUGGGGAAGUUCUCAUCAAAUAUUUCAUAUGCUCGUUCUUGCGGCUGCUGCAUCUCAUUUGUAUGGCUUGGCAACAGGUUUUGACUAUCAUCACAAUGGUCUUGGCCUGAAAUGUUGAAUGAUGGCGUUAUGACAAUUCGGAUGUUGCAGAAUACCUCAUUUCCCCUACAAAUAAAGUUUUGAACUAACACCACGGGUUAACGGUAGCGACAAUUUAGUCGCGGAAAGUUAGCUUGCGUAGCGUGACAGUAUUUACCUACAUGAAGAUGGUUUAUCGUGGUAUUCGAAGGGAGAAAAUGGCAUCACCGCAAGAUAGACUUAAAACUUACAAUUACUAGAACUAGAACUAGACUAUUAUAUAAAAUGAGAUACUAGAUUCAGCCAAUAA